AUGGAAAAAUGCUGCGGUCUCUGUGUGUUGCCAUGGAAUAAAGCUGACGACUUUGAGAAGAACUCAGAAUAUGCGAAAGCAUGGAAAAAGGACGAUGAUGGUGGUGUGAUCUCAGAUCAGCCUAGGAUCACGGUUGGUGAUUCGUCAAUGGGACCACAAGGUGGAUAUGUGACCAGGAUCACAAAUGAUGCUCGUGAAGACGAAAUGGAUGAAAAUAUCCAACAGGUAUCCACAAUGGUCGGAAAUCUGCGUAACAUGGCCAUUGAUAUGAGCACAGAGGUCUCGAACCAAAACAGACAACUUGACCGCAUACAUGAUAAGGUGAGUGCUCCCCAGGCAUGA
Haemonchus placei is the source of this 342-nucleotide messenger RNA. The record is from the annotation of a GenBank genome assembly. NCBI's taxonomy places the organism in Eukaryota, Metazoa, Nematoda, Chromadorea, Rhabditida, Trichostrongylidae.